AAUCUACGGAACACCGGCGGAACCCAGUUCGUUUCCGGCUAUCGAGCUGGAGACACGUUAAAAUGGCGUCGUUGAUCGCCGUGACAAUCUUCACGCUGAUUACUUCGGGAAUCGUCGCUGCUGACAAACCAUGUGCACCACGUCAGAUAGAGAAAAGGUCCGUAGUGUGUGUGUGCAACGCGACCUAUUGCGACGAGAUCACACGAGCGGAGCCCGCGAGCGGCAAAUACGUCGCCUACACUUCAUCUGAGGCUGGAUCGCGUUUCAAGAAACACGAAGGAGAGUUUACUUCGUACUACAAAUGGAAUGAAGGAGCUUCGCAUACUCUAGUAAUAGAUCUAUCGAAGAAGAGGCAGACCAUCGAAGGGUUCGGAGGCGCGGUUACGGACGCGGCCGGCAUUCACUGGUCUAACUUCUCGUCUGCGCGUUUGCAAGACUAUCUGAUCAAUUCAUAUUUCGGCAAGAAUGGCCUCGAAUACAACAUGCUGCGCGUACCCAUCGGCGGCUGCGACUUUUCGACACACUUCUACGCGUAUAACGAGCUGCCGUGGAACGACGGGCAGCUCACCAAUUACACGCUUGCGCCGGAGGACUUCAACUAUAAGAUCCCGAUGAUCCAGCAUAUCAAAGAAGUGGCCACGGCGGAUAUACACAUCGUGGCCACGGUGUGGUCCCCACCGAAAUGGAUGAAGACCAACGAGAAGCCCUCAGGCCCCGGCGUAAUCAAGAAUGAAUUCAUGCAAACAUAUGCCGAUUACAUCGCGAAAUUCAUACGUGAAUAUAAGAAGCACGAUAUCGACGUUUGGGCUGUCACCACUACCAAUGAGCCUCAGAACGCGUUUUUACCAUUCACGAGAUUCCAAGAUUUGGGAUGGACACCUGGAAAAAUGGGCCAGUGGAUUAUUAACAACUUGGGGCCUACGAUAAAGAACUCCUCUGAUAUUAACCACGUGAAGAUUCUGACAGUAGAUGACCAGAGGUUCACUAUUCCAUUAUGGUUUAAUGUGAUGGUAGCGAAGCAUCCAGAAGUAUUGGACUGGAUCGACGGUAUAGGCGUGCACUGGUACACCGACAAAUUCACGCCUGCUUUCAUACUCGAGGAAACCGUCAAGAACCACCCAGAUAAGUUCGUCAUUGCUACUGAAGCCUGCGAAGGCUCUAUGCCUUGGCAGACGGAAAAAGUGUCACUCGGAGACUGGUCACGUGCCCAGUCCUACAUCCAUGACAUCUUGGAAGACCUCAACUACAACCUUGUCGGCUGGAUCGACUGGAACCUUUGCCUGGACAAGACAGGCGGACCCAACUGGGUCAAGAACUUCGUGGACUCCCCUAUCAUCGUGUUCCCCGAGAAUAACGAGUUUGUGAAGCAGCCCAUGUUUUACGCUAUGGGACACUUCUCCAAGUGGAUCCCGAGGGGUUCCGUGAGGCUGGACGUGGAGGAACAGAAGGGUCUGUUGGAGAAGUCGGUUGAUCACGUCGCGUUCUUGACUCCCAGGAAUACUAUUGUUGUCGUUCUUCAUAACACGGGCAACGCCCGCAACAUCCGCGUGCAGUUAGGCGAAGAACACACCGUUCUCGCUCUGGAGAUGGCUUCUGUUACCACACUGGAGUUCCUGGCUCCUUCUAUCUCAUCGUAGGACGCCGUAGCGAAGUUAAACAAAGUUUUGAAAAAUAUUAAUCAUACAAAAUUACAAAUAAAAUCCAGGUGAACGUUAUUAAAUAUUUAUUAUUCAAAUUUAUCACUAUAAAAAAAGCCUACAUGAGAAAACGACUCAUAAUUAGCAUCAAAUUACUUUGCCCAUCUCUUGGAUGAAAUGCAACUCUCUCAUCAGUUUUUGAAGAAAAUAGAGAACCUUUACAAGCUGGUGUGGUGAGAAUUUAUUUGUUAUCGACGCGUAUUAACAUAUAUAGGUAGGUUGGUAGAAAGGCCCGGAAAGAGUGAAAAGUUUCCCAGUAUCUGUGGAAUAAAUAUGUUAUUUUUUUUAGGCUAACCAGAUAAACCUCCGCUUAUCAACAGAGUUGACUUGUAAGAACGCUUGGAAGCACUGCUUUCGGCCUCGCUUUAAAACGAUUUUUUUAUAUAAACUGACCGGCGAUUGACCCUUGCCGCACUUGACGGAAAGUAAAGAGUAAAGACGGAGUCAAAGAUGGAGCUGACAGGUUUUGCUUUUAAGAAACUGUGGACAUAAUAAUAUAAGUACGUCAUUCUGUCGACAUACAACACGACAGUCGAACAAUUGAAUAUAUAUAUACUUAAAUUGAAAGAUUGCGUCAUAAAGGAGUUCCGUUCGAAUUGGCAAAGUCAGCUGGUGCUUGUAAAGCAAAUAUAUUGAAAAAACGUUUGUAACAUGUGCAUUGUGCAUUGCGUCUGUAUCGGUAAUUAUUUAGCGUAAUUUUAUCGGAUUAUGUUCCUGCGUAUUCGCUACAAUAAUGGCACAGGGGAAACCAUUAUAUCGCAAACAUAGUUGUACGGAUGGGUCACGAACGCCAAAAAACUUAAUCGAUUUUAGAAGUGAGUUGACGAGUGCAACUUAAUCGCUGAGGUAAUUUGUACUAUAAGUAUUAUCUAGUUAUAUUAACCCAUGGAAAGCUAUAAAUAGGUGCCUAUUGUAAUGUUUACAUCUCAGUACCUAACGUAUCUGUGAUUUUUCACUUUACCCUUAUUCCCGGUAUCUUAUGAAAAUGAAUAAACGAUCGCCAAGUUUCGUAAUAUUGCAUAAUAUAAUAAAUUAAGAUUUCUUACUUAGUAAUUUUUCAAAAAAACACCUACUUGCGGUCCAUACUGGAAAAUUCAACUCCGUGCAAGAGUCAAAGUUAAAUAAUUUUAGCAUUUUAUUGUUUUGAACAUGCCCAGGACACGAAAACUGUAAAAGUUUUGAAAAAAAAAAAUGCCUGUUAGGACAGAAAAUUUAAAGGUUAACCUAUGUUAACAAAAUAUUACUCAAAUACGAAGCAUUUUCACUGACUACUUGACUGAUUUUACCUUAAAACUAUUUUAAAUGGUCAUCUUAGAUACCAUUAUUAAUACCGGAAUUCCGGUUUUGAGAGCCAAUAUCGAAUACCGGUAUUGACAAUCGUCCGUUUUUGGAUGCCCUAGUCUGGUCUGCUUCACCCACCCGCCGAUCCAUGCACAAUCUUUUCUUCAGUCGUUCCUUAAAUGCCGAGGAUCGUAACAUCCUGUCCUGUUGAAGACCAGGUCCCUUCAUAGGCUCCAUGCACACUAAAUACUGUGCAAAUUAUUGUAAAAGGGUCAAAAUCCUUUUCAUUGUCUUAUUUUUCGUCCCCAAAAAAUGUGCCGGAGUGAAGCUUUUUGUAUGAGAUGAGAUUUAGUUUUAAAAUUUUCACACGUUUAAUAUAAUCUCUGAUGCUCUCUGGGCUAUAACCGCGAAAAUCGAAGUUCGUUAAUUGCGGGCAUUUUUCUCUGUCACUCUAAUUUUGCUGAUUUUUGGUAGGAAGUACCGCCUGGAAAAUUUUGUUAUUUAGGCAAAUAGUAGGCCAAUGAUAUGGUCUAUAACUAGAAGAAAAAAUUGAGGUGUCACUACUUCACAGCCACAUAAAAAAAAUGUUUUAUUUUUUAACUGCUACUCGUUUUUUGAGUAUCGAUGCAUAUCUCACUAAAAAACAUCAUUUUAAAAUUUUAAGCAAAUCGCUUGAGUGUAUUGUAAUACACUAUAGAAAAAUUUAAAAAAAUCAUUAGUCAAAAACAGUGACUAGUAGGUAGGAUGUUGAUACUUAGGAUAAAUCAUUCACCAUAAGAGGUACUAACAAAAAAAAAACACUGAGUCAAAUUGAUUUAAGGGCCGACUUACGAUGGAAACCCGACUAUGGCCUUUAAGUAAAUAAAAAAAUAGAAUUGUUUUAUGUGUUAGUGUUAGAUAAAAUUGCAAUACCCUUACCUACAGGGUGUCAUAUUGUGAAACAUUAUAUUAUUAAGAAUCUGUAUGAACACCAAUGUGAAAGCAAUAAACGUUAUUAUUAUUAUA
This is a messenger RNA of Cydia pomonella (codling moth), 3983 nucleotides long. RefSeq names its product putative glucosylceramidase 3. The coding region runs from base 63 to 1637 and encodes 524 amino acids. The record is from RefSeq and is a predicted model, not a curated record. Gene Ontology annotation, biological process: glucosylceramide catabolic process. NCBI's taxonomy places the organism in Eukaryota, Metazoa, Arthropoda, Insecta, Lepidoptera, Tortricidae. The transcript is spliced from 12 exons. Gene Ontology annotation, molecular function: glucosylceramidase activity.